AAAAUGGCUUCCACAAUUGUUUUUAAAAAAUUGUAUUUUUAUCAAUUUUUAAAUCAUUGUAACUUUUUUUGUAAUAUUUUAAUUUUACUGAAAAACGGUCUUCCUUUCUUCUUUAUAAUAAAAUAAAUAUGUUUCAUAUGUGUGCUAGGUACUUUGAGUACUUUAAUCGAACAGAACACAUAAAAUUGGAAAAACAUUAUUUUUCCGCAAAAAGCAUGCCAUCUAUCCAACCUAGUGGCAACGCCGCGGUGAUAGCUACCGACCUAAAAUUUGGCACAGGGAGCCUGGUGACGUGGUAGUAUCGGCCUGUAGCGUGCACCGUCCUUCUCGCAAACUAUAAACCACUUAAAUUUUAAGUUAAAGUCUUAUUCUACCGCUAAAAAAGAGCGGAUAAAGUUGCAAAAGUGGUGCAAGGCAAUACAAUAUAAUAUCAUCCCUUUUUUGUUCAAAUAAGUAAGCAUCUAUAGAUAUAAUAGAUCCAGACUGUUGCCAUCAAAUGAUUUGUUAGGUAUGGUUUUUGUUACAGAAUGAUGGAAACACCGUGUUUAUCGCGUCCUCUAUAGCUCGAAAUGGAGAUAUGGUUCUGAGUGCGGAAAAAAAUAAUAAUGGCAGAAUAAUCGAACGUUGCUAUAUACAAACGCACGCUGUUAAUAUAUUUCUUUUAAGCGAGACGACAGAUCAAAACCAGCUAAGUGAUUCUUCUUUUUCAUUGGGAAUAUCCCUGAUUAAUUCCUUGAACUUUGAAGGUGCCUGUCUUUUUUAAAUUGUUUUAAAUAUUUAGUUACGUGUUAUUCUCGCUGUUUUUAUUGUCUGUUGUUUAUAUUGUUAUUGUUGUGUGUUCUUUUUGUGUGUGUGAAGUUUGUAUUUUUUUCCCUUCAAAGUUCUUUUUAACUAACUACUGGGUAUGGGAUCUCAACAGAAGGAAUACUUGAAUUCCAUUGGGUAGAAGGAUUCCUGGAUUUUUAAGGAAAAUUUUCCCUCUGUAACUAAGGUGGAGAAUCCAAAAAAAAAUUACAAAGGGUGUAAUUUUUGCUUUGCUAAAUAAAUUUAGCCAGAGUUUUUUAGUUUUGUAUAGUUUUGUACAGCUUUUGCUUUCAGUAGGUUUCGAUUUGCUUUCUUUUAAUACAUUUAAAAAUUUGGCUAAGAUGUGUAAAAAAAAACAUGUCAAAAACAGAUUUAAAAAUCAGAAACAAAGAUUUGACUUUUUUUCCGACCGUACAACUGUCGCGCGCGCCAAAUCCACCAUUUCCCGAUUCCUUCGCUAAUGAAAGAAUCAGAUAUGAAACAAGGCUUCAAGAUUUGUUAAAUAGGAAUUAACAGUUAUCUGCUGAAAAAGGGCAGUCGGUGGUAAAAAUUGAAGACUUAACGUCUCGGUUAAGUAAAGUUGAAGCUGAGUUUCACACUUUUCAGGAUAGGAAUGAGACCUUGCAGUCUCAUUCAGGUUGUGGCACUUUGAAGGAUAAGGAUGUGUAUCUCACGGAAAUUUCUAAUAAGUUAGCAUCCACACAAAAAAAGUUCGGGACAGCCUCAAAAACCAUUAAAGGUCUACGUCAGUCUACUUUUCAGGCUAAAGCUUCUUUGUGUCGUUGUAGUGAGAGAGGUGACCACGAUCUCAUUUUUGUUAAGUCGUAUGAGGCCGAAAAUUCCUCCAUAUUUGAAGGUAUUUUUUUAACAAAAGAUGGAUGUCCCCUUAAAUAUAAGACUACUUUUGUCAACUUAGGCAGGUGUAGUAAGUCCAACUCAGAAUUGUCACAACGCAAGCUACGUAGGAGAUCCAACCUGUGCAUGCACGUGCUUAGUUUUGUUUCAGGUGAUGGGAAGGUGGAAGAAGUUUCGAUGUUUUUUUGAUGAAUCUGCUGCAGAAGAUCCCGUCUCUUGCACAUAUAGCUGCAGAGAUGUCAGAUCUUAAGACACGUAAUCAUGUGCGUUUUGAUGACUUUGGUGGAGAUAUUUGGAUUGUUUUUUGAGGGGACAAGGGUGUUUUAGUCAAACUUCAUCAUGGCCAUGCAAAAAUAUUAUGUGAUUAAAGAUACCAACUGUAAACAAAUCACUGCAAUCUCAUAUAAUCCUCUUAAACAUGAAGUAGUGGCUGGGUGUGAAGACGGUACAAUAAAGGCAUGGGAAUGUGUUGGUGAUCAUGUCGGUAGACUGACCCGUGUUUGUCAUGAACAUGAUGGUUGGAUCAACUGCUUUUUAUACUUGAGUGAUAUGAAGCUUCUAUUAUCUGCAGCUAAUGAUGGAAAAAUUAUUUCUUGGGGUCCUAAUAUGUUGCCAACAUCUAUCACAAAAAUAGGCAGUCCAAUAUAUUGCAUGGCAUGGAAUGUACGACGUAGUCAAAUUAUAUUUGGUUUAAAUGCAGCUCUAAAAGUUUAUCAUCUUAAAGAUCCAAUGAAGGAUGGGAAACUCAUCAGUAAUAAAGCCUUUGUGGCAACUGAUCACACAGACCUUGUCAAAGGAGUUGUAUGCCACGAAACAAGAGUUUUUUCUGUAGGAUAUGAUCGUAAACUGUGUAUAUAUGAUUCCUUUUCAUAUCCUGGAAAAUUUGGGUUAAAGCUGGUAACAUGUUUAUAUCCUGCUCACGAUGCUGGUAUAACAACUAUAGUUGUCGCAAGAGACAAUGAAAACAACACUUGGUUGUUUACCGGUGGAUUUGAUAAAACUGUAAAAGUUUGGUCUCAAGAUGGACAAAUUAUGCAUAAAUUUGAUGGCUUUAGCACAACAGUAUCAAGUAUAUGCUAUGUGGUCCCAGCAAAAACAAUCUGGAUAGCUGCUGGCAUGGCAGAUACACCAAUGUAUGACCCUAAGUCUGGUGAUAAUGUUUCGGAGUUUAUUGGAACAUUCCAAGAAAAAGAUCAAGAUACAGAAAGGCAAUUUCUAUCUUUGCUACAAUUUAUACCAGACUUGAAUCAACUAAUUGCAACAGACAGUCGUCGACAAAUACUUAUGUGGAAGUAUAAUCCAACUGGCUGCAUCACUGCUUUAAAACACAGAAACGCUGUGGAAUGUUUAACUUAUACUAAAAAGGUCCCACUGCUGAUAUUUAGUGGCGAUAGUGCUGGUCAAAUAAUGAAGUGGGAGAGAUUACAAUCAAAUACAUUUAUGUAUAGCAAAGAGAAUCUUCCACGGAGUGAAGCUGUUGCUCAACUGGCUGCACAAAUUGCUGAGAAAUAUGAUUGGGCUGCUACAGAUAAAAGUAAAAUUCGUGAACAGUUGCUCUGUAAAGGAAAUAAUCCAAACGAUGUGCAAGCUAAUAUUGCUGCAAUGAAAUUACUGUUUGUGGAGGAACUUGAUUUGUUGCUGGUAGCAUCAGAAGAUAGCAGCAUUUACGUUUGGGGUUUUGAUCAUGAUGCUGUAAAUAUAUUACAACAAAUGAAACCAAGCGAGGAACAACUUUCCAAUAAAUUUGCUUUUCUACUUCAAAACAAUACUGACAGAAACGAUAAUUAUGUAACAGACAUAAAAACGGAUUGCGAUUCGGUCACAAAUCGGGUGGCAGGAUUCGUAUGCAAGACAGUGUUUGCAGAGCACACGCAAUGUGUGACAGGGCUUGCUGUUGUUGGAAGGAGUGCUGGAUAUGAUACAACUUAUCUGAUAUCGUCAGGAUGGGACCGUAGAAUACUGUUAUGGGACCUCGAAAAAAUGAGAUUACAUGAUUCUUUUCGUAACAUGGACAGUAAACACGGUUUCGAAAAUGAAGAAUUGGCGGCUGAUGGUAUCAUAUUUGAUUUAGUAUAUUGCGCUCAAAGGAACGAAUUCGCUUAUGCGUCUUGCGAUAAGUUGGUUUAUAUUCGCCAGUUCGCAGAGCGUGGAUCAGAUAUGAAGCUAAAAGCGGUAUUACAAGGUCACGAAGCUGAAGUCACACAGAUACGAUGGAACGUUGUGCAUCAAAAAUGGAUCAGUGGAUCGGAAGAUGGAACAAUUAGGAUAUGGAGUGCAGACGGAUUAAGUUGUGAUUUGGUGUUGUCAGCUUAUGGUAGUGUGACAGCUCUCUGCGUUGACAUGGUAAAUGGAUGUGUUGUUGUUGGUGUACAGGACGUUAUAAGGGUAUAUGACAUCAAAGCGAAAAGUAUUGUCCAAACAAAUAUUGGACACUUAGAUGCAGUGAGGUAUUUGAUCCAUAUACCAGAACGUCAACAGUACGUGUCUGCAUCUUGGGACUGCACUGUCAGACUGUGGAAUGCUUAUAAAACAGUUACAAAACGACGAGCAUCAAUGGCUGAUAUCAAAGAAAAACAAAGUGAACAAACUCAAAGUGAAGAGAUUGAAGCAUCCGCAUAGGUUUAACUUUGCAUGGUUUCGGUUUUAAUUGAGGCAUAGUUGUUUUUACCUGGUAUUGUUUUUGACUUAUUUGCGCUUCUCCUUGAUUUCUGUACUAUUUAAAACAAUGUGAAAAUGGAAAUUCACCGAUUUUAUACAAGUGUCACUUUUAAGCGCCAAAUUCACCUUUUACUAACGUAUUUCAACUCACGCCCUGCACGAACGUUAGGCCAGCUUUGCUAUUAGUUUAGUAAUAAUUUUUUCACUGUAGUUAAAUAAUUUUUAUUAAGAAAAAACGACAGGUUGUAAAUACUGUUUGUAUAUAUUUGUAUUUAGUUUUAAAACAAAUAAUUUUAGAAAAAUACUUGCUUAUAUUGGAACGUAGACCUUUUGUAUGUAUACCUAAAGAUGAAUAGAUUUUAACUACAUUUUUACAGAUUUUAUUCAU
Molecule: messenger RNA, 4705 nt
Organism: Hydractinia symbiolongicarpus
Lineage: Eukaryota; Metazoa; Cnidaria; Hydrozoa; Anthoathecata; Hydractiniidae
Exons: 28
Coding region: 1999-4278 (759 amino acids)
Molecular function (GO): protein binding
Source: RefSeq, a predicted model, not a curated record